Molecule: messenger RNA, 762 nt
Organism: Colletotrichum spaethianum
Lineage: Eukaryota; Fungi; Ascomycota; Sordariomycetes; Glomerellales; Glomerellaceae
Product: mediator of RNA polymerase II transcription subunit 7
Exons: 3
Coding region: 1-762 (253 amino acids)
Biological process (GO): regulation of transcription by RNA polymerase II
Cellular component (GO): core mediator complex; mediator complex
Molecular function (GO): transcription coregulator activity
Source: RefSeq, a predicted model, not a curated record
AUGGCCGACAACCCAGAGGAGCCAUCGCAGAAUGCGCUGGCCUCAACCUUUCCGAACCCGCCCCCGUUCUGGAGACAAUUCACAUCCGAAAAUAUAUCCCGCCUCGAAGAGCUUCGCAGAGCCCAGGCCGAAAAAGAUGGCGUCGCAGUCAAGGAUUUGCCCGUCCGUCUACCAGACAUCCCAGAAGACCUUAUGAACCUUCAACCGCCGGCCGAGCCAGCAGCAGGCACCUGGAAGGUUCUUGGAGGAAAUUAUACUCUCGACGACAAGCUUCCUUCGUUGGAGGAGGGCGAAAUCCAGCGCUUGGCGCCGGCGCACUCUGACGAAAAGGACGACAAACCCCUCGAUCGUGCAUUCGAGUUGAAGAAGAUGGCUAAGUCUCUUCUCUUGAACUUUUUGGAACUCGUCAGCGUCAUGGCGACAGUGCCGGACGACGGCGCCGCCAAAAUCCAAGACCUUCGUACUCUCCUCAUCAAUUUUCACCACCUUCUCAACGAAUACAGACCCCAUCAAGCACGCGAAUCGGCCAUCGCGCUGAUGCAAUCGAACCUCGAUCGCACACGGGCCGAAACAGCAGCCAUCAGGGCGCAGGUGGACAAGGCGAAGCGCGUUCUCGAGGGCCUUGGCAGCAUUGAUACCCCCAAGGCACCGGAAAAUGUUACAUCAGCCGUUGACGGUGAACUGACCGCCAAAGAGGCGGAGGCGUUUGGCAAGGCAAGGGAACAGGAAGUGUGGGCGGAUGCGGAUGCGUUGUUUCUCUAG